This is a messenger RNA of Dichotomopilus funicola, 1587 nucleotides long. RefSeq lists its product as uncharacterized. The transcript has a single exon. The record is from RefSeq and is a predicted model, not a curated record. Bases 1 to 1587 code for a protein of 528 amino acids. Lineage: Eukaryota; Fungi; Ascomycota; Sordariomycetes; Sordariales; Chaetomiaceae. Gene Ontology annotation, molecular function: catalytic activity.
AUGGCCCAUCCAUCAAGUUUCGCAAACGAUUUCCUCCAGCGGCUUGCAUCGCGACCGGCCGCUGACCACGACCUCCCAACUUUCGACUUCUUAAACGCGUCAGAUCGCGACUUGAUCGUGACCAAUAGCACACCAGAAACCUUCCAUUUGGGUACCGGCGCCUCUAUUUUCACACGCUGUCUUUUACCCGCCAUCGCCUCAGCCCAGCAUGAGGUCAUCCUCGUCACCUGUUUUUGGGCGCGGUCAAAGACCUUGACGUCUCUCAGCGAUGCCCUCACCAAGCUUGCAAUCCACCGGCAGCAACUGAUUCAAGACACAACUGCGCGGGGGUCACCUAGCAUUCCACCACUAAACAUCCGCAUCUGCCUCUCGUCUCGAUCCCUGUUCCAAAAGCUCCUACAUCCGCAAUCCCGUGAUGGCUUUAUCUACCCGCCCUCGUCAUGGGAAGCCGAACUGGGUCUACCUGACCCGAGCGUACUCGAAGCCGGCGGUAUUCACCUGCGCAUCAAAAGUCUCUUCUUUCUUCCAUUUAGCGUCAUGCACCCCAAGUUUGUCAUUAUCGACAGGCAAAAAGCAUUCGUCCCGAGUUGCAAUGUUAGCUGGGAGCCCUGGCUGGAGGGUUGUGUCGAGCUGUCAGGUGGUGCGGUUGGGGGAUUGUUUGAGUUUUACUCGCGGACUUGGGAGAUACCGAGCGAGGCUCAUACACUCCUUGUUCCGCGUCACGAUACUGCGGGUGAUGGGAGAGCGUCGAAUACGCGAGAAGCAAAUCUCCCCUUGGUCCGGAGUACCGCGGACCAGAGCAUUGCUCUCGACUCCCCCAUGCCGCUUCCAACGUUCAUACUCGGCUCUUCGCAUCACCAAAACCCACGAUUCCGUCCGUUUCCGUGGCAGAAUUCGGCUGCGCCGCCUGGAACUCCCUUGAACGUUGCCUUGUUUCAGCUCUUCGAGAAAGCACAGCAACGCAUCUACGUGCAGACACCCAACCUAACCUGCGAACCCGUCCUCGCCGCUCUUCUUGACGCUCUUACGCGUGGUGUCGACGUGACGAUUGUGACGAGCCGCAACAUGAUGGUCAUGGAGCAGCUCAUCACGGCAGGCACGACGACAGGCUGGAAACUGCGCUCGUUUAUCCGGCGAUAUCAACGGCUGAGAGCCGAUGAUGGGGGAAAGGGUGGUCUCGGGGCGAGCAAUACUGCCGACGUGGACCUUGAAGCCGGCUUAGUUGGGCGUCGACCGGGAGGCACAGCCAACACCCGGAUUGGACGGCUUCGGGUCUCGUACUUUCGCGCAAAGCAGCCCCAGGCGCUAGAUAAUGGGAGUCCCCAAGGCGGAAGAAGGCAGGAACUUGGCGGGGAUGAAGAAGUAGAAGAACCCGUGCACUCGCACUUGAAACUGACUAUAGUCGAUGGGGAGUAUGCAGUCCUCGGGUCUGGGAACCUAGACCGUGCGAGCUUUUUUACCAGUCAAGAGCUUGGCAUCAUGUUCCAAGACCGGGAGUUCUGCGCGACGGUCAAGUCAGGGGUAGACGAAGUGCUAAAUGGGCGACUAGCACUGGUGUUCGAGUCGGACGACGCGAGAAAUGAUUGA